AUGUGCAGGUUCAUGGUAUACAAAGGCAAGGAUGAAAUACUCCUUUCCGAAUUGAUCUUGAAUCCCUCGCACUCUAUUCUCACACAGUCCUUCGACUCGCGCCUCCGUCUCGACCGCCGCCGCCCACACAACGGCGAUGGCUUCGGAAUCGGAUACUACACCUCGCCCUCCCUCGGCCCCGAGCCCUGCGUCUUCACCUCCACGAUUCCAGCAUGGAACUGCAUCAACCUAUCCCGCAUCGCGUCGAAAACCACCUCAUCCCUCAUCUUCGCACACGUGCGCGCCACGACAGAAGGCAAUCUGUCCGACUCCAACUGCCACCCGUUCUCGUUCAAGAGCCUGAUGUUCAUGCACAAUGGCGGCAUCGGCUGUUUCCGGCAGAUCAAGCGGCGGCUCGCCAUGAGUCUGAACGAGCAAUGGUUCACGCUCGUCCAGGGCUCGACAGACAGCGAAUGGGCGUUCGCUACCUUUCUCGAUUGUCUGGACAAAGCGGGUAUCUCCCCCAAUUCCGAACCGGGAAAGGGCGGGUUCGGACAUACUGUGUUGCGCAAGGCGAUUCUCAAGACGAUUGAGCGGAUCAAUGGGUUCAUCAAGGAGGUGGUAGGGGAUGAGGGCAUGGGCAAUGAGGACAGUCGGAGUCUGCUGAAUUUUGCGGUUACCGAUGGGGAGAGCGUGGUGUGCACGCGGUAUGUCAGUUCGAAGACGGAUGAGGCGGCGAGUUUGUUUUUCAGUAGUGGGACGAGUUGGAAGGAGUUGAGGUCAGACACGGCGUCGCAGUCGGGCAAGCAGAGUGAAGACGCGGAUAGGGGUUACGUCAUGGAGAGACGGGAUAAGGGGUCCGAUAUCGUCCUUGUGGCUUCGGAGCCGUUGACGUUCGAGAGAGACAAUUGGGUCACCGUACCCACCAACAGCACUCUCACCAUCUCUAAGCAAACCGUCAUGAUACACCCCAUUGUAGAUGAAUUCUAUAGCCCCAACCCCGCGCACGAACGCUCAGCGGGCUUCGCCCAAGCCAAAGGCCAGACGGUCACGGGGCCGGAUAAAAGGGUUUUGACUGGAAAGGACGAUGUGGCAGGAAGUGAGGAUGAGGGCCCAAUCAGGGCGGCAGACGCGGUGGACGGGGCGAUUCGAAGAUUGAGAGUCGAGUAG
Parastagonospora nodorum SN15 is the source of this 1149-nucleotide messenger RNA. RefSeq lists its product as hypothetical. The record is from RefSeq and is a predicted model, not a curated record. Bases 1 to 1149 code for a protein of 382 amino acids. NCBI's taxonomy places the organism in Eukaryota, Fungi, Ascomycota, Dothideomycetes, Pleosporales, Phaeosphaeriaceae. The transcript has 4 exons.